Messenger RNA from Gavia stellata (red-throated loon), 11285 nucleotides. It is a transcript of the gene TEF, whose product is annotated as TEF transcription factor, PAR bZIP family member. Gene Ontology annotation, biological process: regulation of transcription by RNA polymerase II. Gene Ontology annotation, cellular component: nucleus. Lineage: Eukaryota; Metazoa; Chordata; Aves; Gaviiformes; Gaviidae. Bases 174 to 1040 code for a protein of 288 amino acids. Gene Ontology annotation, molecular function: DNA-binding transcription factor activity, RNA polymerase II-specific; RNA polymerase II cis-regulatory region sequence-specific DNA binding. The transcript has 4 exons. The record is from RefSeq and is a predicted model, not a curated record.
UCUGCCAGGCUGAUUCCCUUCCUCCUUGUUUUUUUCUCAGCUGGAGUAGUUUGGCAAGCCUGCUUGGGGUGCCUCUGAGCCCUUCUUGCAACGCCCAGGCGAGUGGGGUGUAGCGUUGGCAGCCAGGCACCUGGCCCUCCCUUAGCUGUGCUAGCACGGUCCCAGGACAGGACAUGUCAAGCUGCAACAGCCCCGGGGGCCCCGCUGCCCUGGACUUUCCGGAAGUCCUGAAGUCCCUGCUGGAGUACUCCUUACCCUGGACCAACAAGAUGACAGAUAAAGAGAAGGAGAAGAUAAAGCUUGAGGAAGAUGAGGCAGCAGCUGCUAGCACUAUGGCAGUCUCAGCUUCCCUUAUGCCACCCAUUUGGGACAAAACUAUUCCUUACGAUGGCGAGUCUUUCCACCUGGAGUACAUGGAUCUGGAUGAGUUCCUGCUGGAGAAUGGAAUUCCUUCCAGCCCUACUCACCUGGAUUUGAACCAGAAUCCACUCUUGCCUGUGGCUGAGCUGGAAGGAAAGGAGUCUGCCAGUGCUUCCACUGGUUCUCCUGCAUCAUCCUCUUCCACUGCAGUUUACCAGCAAUCUGAAGCAGCUUCCAGCACAGAGUCCCCACCACAAAAUGAGAGAAAUACUCCAAGCCCCAUUGAUCCUGACUGCGUAGAAGUUGAAGUGAAUUUUAACCCCGACCCUGCUGAUUUAGUGUUGUCCAGUGUGCCUGGUGGUGAGCUCUUCAAUCCUCGCAAGCACAAGUUUACUGAAGAGGACCUGAAACCACAACCAAUGAUUAAAAAAGCCAAGAAGGUUUUUGUCCCAGAUGAGCAAAAGGAUGAAAAAUAUUGGACAAGGCGAAAGAAGAACAAUGUGGCAGCAAAGCGUUCCCGUGAUGCUCGGCGAUUAAAGGAGAAUCAGAUCACAAUUCGGGCAGCCUUUCUUGAGAAAGAGAAUACGGCCCUGAGGACGGAGGUUGCAGAGCUGCGCAAGGAAGUGGGACGAUGCAAGAACAUUGUUUCUAAAUACGAGACCAGAUACGGACCCUUGUAAGCACACCCCUUUUUCUUGUUAGGGCUCCUUGUUUUAGCCUCUUUAGACUUCUCUGCCUUCCGUAGAGACUCCCAGAAAUAAAGUUUGUGGAGGCUUUGCCAUCUUGCAUCUACACAAAAAAACCCCAAACCCUGUUUAUGUUGGCACAACUUGUUCAGGCCCUUUCCUGAUCAUUAUGUUGCCCAAAAUCUUAGUGUCCAUAUUUACAACUUUUUGUUUUUAACACUGAUAGACCAUUUUCUGGUGUCAUACAGUAGAACAGAUUCACCUGUCUGGAGGAAUAGAUGUGGAUUCCUCCUGACUGGACAGGGCUUUUGCAAUCUGUUCUAAUCUCCAUUUUAAGUGGAGAAAGAGCCUAGGAGACUCUCGUUGCUUUUUUUCUUCUUAAACUCCUGCUCUUUUCUCACUCUCCACAACGCCCUCCCAGUCAAAUUGUAAAACAUCAUUUUAAGAUAUAAGUAGAUGUUGCUGGGCAGCAUCAUGAAAUUAUUUCCUCUCCCAUUCGGAGGCAUUAGAAAGUAGUUGUUAUAUAGAACUCUGUUCCUGCUGAAGAGGAAUAGGGGAACCUUUAGGACAGGAAGACCAGAAAAUAUUUGAUAUCUUGUAAAAACUGAGAUAUCUCGAGGUUGAUGCACAAGUGUUACGCAGACCAGAGUCAGUGCAGUGUUGAUAAAAAUACGGCUCAAACAUCUUGAUAGGCUCUAAUCCUGGAUAACUUCCAAAAACGACGGAGAGAGAACAGUAGGGGUUCUCUUACUUUACAGAUACAGACAAAUAAUUUGCUGUGGGUUUUAGGCUGUAUUUCUACCACCUCCCCUCCUUUUUUUCCUUAGAGGGACUUCUCUCUUGAACUGCUGAUAAAGCAGCAUGUUACACUUAACAGAGAAGUAGGGGAGAUUUAGAAAAAGAGGUCUGGCUCGUUAGCCUGAACCUUGAAACCCAUCUGUUAAGGAAUUUCCAGUACCUUAUGCUUUGGAAGAAGGUUUUGUGUUUGGUUGGGGUUUUUUGGGUUUUUUUCUUUUUUUUUUUUUUUAAAGAAAGAGACAGACAAGCCACUGUUACUUUACUGUAUCUUACCUGUUGUACAAGAGCUUGAGAAAGAGUUUUGGUCCUUUGCCUCAUGAACACUCUAUGGAACAAGCUGCACCCACUUUAAACAUGAACGGUUUACCUCACUAUCUCCUGUGUAGCAGCAUAUCUGGUCUCUCCAUGCCUGCUGGUUCUCCCUCCAGCAUGUUUCCUGUUACAAAAUUAGCACACAAGACUUGCCCUCUUGGAAGUAAUCCAUUCUCAGCACCAAGCGCUGCUUCAACAGUACGUGGUGUUAAAAGAAAAAUGUUAUGUGUGAUGUUGGAACCUUCUACAUGACCUACAACUGCAAGAACCAGAAGCUUUAACAGAAGUAUAUGUCUAGAAGUCCUCUUAACAACAGAAGCUAUCUUAAGAUAGUGGCUGUGUCAGAACUCUUAGGCUACACUUCUUGGGCUAAUAUAAAUAUUAGGGAGUAAAUGUGGGAUAGAAGAUGUUUAGGCUAGUUGUCAGUUCCCCUAUUGAAAUCUGAAAAGUAUAUUAAAAAAGCAUUGGGGUUUAUUUUCUAUACUAAAGACUUUUUGCCUAGCUUGUCAUUAAAACAUAACGUGGAAAUUGGUAUGAGUUUAGAACAAUUGUGUGUUGACUUCUUAAGGAAGUGGAGAAGCAGGCUAAUCCAGAACGCUUAAAGUAAAUGUAUGCUUUGAACUAUCUCCCCCUCUGUUAUGCUCUUAAUAUGCUCUUAAUUUGACUAGAGUGGCUCUUCAUGCAGUGUUGGUCUAAUUUCUUUCAAACAUACUCAAAAUUGUCACCCUUUCAGCAGGGGUUUUUCUUUCACAGGGUGGUGUGUGGUGGUGAUGGUGGGAAGUAUGUCAUAAAUAAAUUGUCACACUUAACACUUUGCUUUGUUUAAAGUGACUUAUCUGAUUCCGAGUGAUGCAACUUUAAAGACUUUUAAAAACAAAGAAACUAAAAAGCACACAUGAAUCGCCAGUCUUCAGAGUGAGCAGUGAAAUCUAUGAGGUGUCCCAACACAAACAACUGACGAUGACCCUGCCUGCCUGCUUGCCUGCAAGUACCCCAUCUGAACUACCCAGGGCUGGGCAUGAUGAAAAGUGCAAAGUCUCCUUAAUUCUGUAUAUGGCUUUCUUAUCUGUCUUUCUCACUGUAACUAUGAACUACAGUAAGCUUACUUAUUGGGGUUUUGUCAAGACACUCAAAGUUCAUGUCUCAAAGUCUGUUGACAGCCUGUGUGAAUAGUGACUCUUUGUUUUGGCAAUUGAGUGGAAGAAAAUAGGGAGUUUUAAAUGGAAAUGUCUGUAUAUAUUAAGAACUGCUAUAUUUUAAGACUCUUUUUCCCUGCAGUAGAAUGAAUUUUAUUUAAUACUGCAGCUCACUACUGGUACAGUGUAGCAUCUUGUGGAGUACUGUGAGUGCAGAAUUAAAGACACCAGGAAAACAGCAGUCUGUGACGUGUGAGACUUCCAGUGCAGAAAAGUACAGCAGAUGUAUUGAAACAAUCCAGAAAGCACCACAGUGUGCCAUACAAAGAGUAGUAAUAAACCUCUCUCAAAUGACACAUGUAACAGUAAAACACUUCGGUUACUUUCCUGCUCCACAGCUACACUGCUGUAACCUGCCUUUUCCUUUGUUUCUUUUAUGAGGCUUACUUUCUUUUAUGGUAUCUUGCUGAAACAAGAUCUCUUCUUCUGUUAACGAUUUAGCAAUUAUGAAAAAGGUGCUAGUUGGAGCUGCCAAUCCCCAUGUCUUUUGGCAGUCUGAAACUACCAAAUGGAUAUUAGCUCCAGCAAAACAAUGGCUAUUAGCUGCCAUAUUACAAUUUUCUGUCUCUUGACUACAUGAGAACUGCAGUGGCGAAAGAGCACUUUUGUUCAUCUGUUUUAUAAAACAGAAACAGCCAAUGAUUUCCCACAGUUACAACGGGCAGCUUAAGUAUCGAGACCCUUUUGCUGGUGUGAGAGAGUGGAUGAAAGCUUGGACACAUGGUGGGGAUGUUUAUUGUGUGUAGAAGAUAGAGGAAGUAGGUGGAAGUUCCUUUGUAAGUUUCAUCAGCGUAACAAGAAUCUACUCUUACAUUGAGGAAGCUUAAGAGCUAAAUUUGUGUGGGAAGAAAGAGAGUACUUAAUUUCUGAGAAAGUAGUACAGGGCCAUGCUUGUAGCCAAAAUGUAAACUUGUAAGACAGUAGUGUAUUCAUGCCUGGAGGUUGAUAGACAGCAUACACCUCAAGAAAAAUAAUCUUGAAAGCUUUCAGCAGCACAAGUGCUGAAAUUACGAGGCACAACUAGUUACCAGCAAAGCUUGACACUAUCAUGUUGAACAAGUAUUCUGACUUUGCAUUUACCCAAGAGAUUCCACCCCUAAUUUCAGAGCAGAAAUGCAAAGAGAAAAAGGUGCAAUGAAGCAGCUAAUGUUGUAAACUUCAUUUAAAAAAAAAUAAAAAUUUCAAAACCCAGAAUUCAUAACCAGGUUUUUGAAGGCAUGACCUUUGUAAAGAGCAUACACAUUAAAUGCAGUUAUUGACCUGUUGUUUUUAAUGGACUAUAUUCUGCAGUAAAGAAAGUGCUUUUAACUUUUUACUUGGUUACUAAAGUAUACUUAUGAGUGUAUUAUUAUAACUUGGGAUUCUAAAGCUCUGAGAUAAUCUUGGGGUAUUCUCUUCAAAUAGAUGAAUAGUUUAGCUUCAUGUUGCUGGAAUGUCAGCAUGUAUCUCUAUCUAUAUCAAGUAUUUCUGACUUGGACUGAUUUUUUGGUAUGUGCUGUUUUUUGUUGUUGUUUUAUUUGAGUGAUGAAGGCCAAACCAUGGAUUUCUUUAAAAAAACCAACAAAAACAAACAACUGUGAUGGCAUGUAAACAUAGCAACUCUAAAUUUUCAGUUAGCUUUGAAUGGCUGUUCUUGAAAGUCUGUCGCGAAUGAGUGGUUUACGCCGCUUAAAGAAUCACCGUCAAGGGUAUGGGCAAAAGUGAUUUUAAUAGAAGUUUAUAAAAAUGGGACUUAACAGAAUUUGAUGGCAAGGUUCACUCUAUUACUUACUAAAACAUACAAAGGAGAAUAAAAUUAAAAUCAAAUCGGAAUGAUUCAUACAGAGGGAGAGAGUGGAGAAAGAAAAGGGGUAAAGAGUAGGGAAGACCCUCCUGUUGAGUCACAAGGUUGCUUUCUAAACUCCUUCUCAGAGAGGAGUCUAGGUGUGGCUAGGUCCAGUCCUAGUCCCAGACUUGGUCAACGGGUUUUAUCUGAAGGAUUAUGUGUAUUUAGCAGCAAUUUGAGGUUCAUUCAGUUUGAGGUAAAUCGUAAAAUUUUAGCAACACUUAAUCAUGGAGUAGUUUAAGUAUUUACAAAGCGAGCUAAUCACAACAAUAGCUUGAUUACAGAUUGAUUCACACAUGCAUGCACACAGACAUAAAGAUAUAGAUAUGUACAGAGGUACCUGUUAAAAAUUCCCCUCGAGUUCCGUGAAAAUACUUCAAAUGUUUCAGCAUUUCUCAACGGGCCAGCGUUGAGCCUCAGGGAGGAGAGGCUUCUAGCCCAGAUUCCAUCGCUGUCUCAGCAGGGUCCUCCAAAACUCUGAGAGGAGGGAGAUGCUGGUCGCAGCCCACUGCAGGCCAGGAGAGCUCCAAGGGCUUCACUUGGGACCACUGUUUGUAGGUUUGCAAGAUGAUUGGCUUUAGUCAUUAGUAAAAUGAUGGAAUUUUGGUAACAGUGGUGCACUUGGGUUAUGAUCCUGAUAAGGAGUGUUCCAGGGCUGUCAGGGAACGAUGGGUCAUCCCAUUCUUGCUCUCAUUACCCGCCUCAGUCAGGUAACAGGAGUGCCUGGUACAGUCAGUGCUGUUCCCUGCCUUAACCAUGCAAGAGUUCAUGGUACAGUCAAGGGAUGCUUACUUAGCUGCCCAACUUGCUACACAAAGGCCAGGGCCCAGCUGGGAUUCCUGAGAUUGUAGAGUGGUCUGUGGGGGAGGGGGAAGGAAUGCACCACCACAAAGUCAUGCUUCCUGUUUAAAUCACAAAGCUAAAGGGUAUUGUGACUGGGAAAGGAGUUGCUUGUCCUUCAUUUGGGUCUUGCUGUCUUACUGCUUUAGGAAUACCUUUUAAAUACUUAGUAUGUUGUAUACAGCAUUUGGUUUCGCAGUAUGUCAUGCUAUUUUAACAGCAAAAUAUUCAGUCAGUGAGAAUACCAUGUGCAAUUCUGUUAGCUUUUUCUGUAGUAUUAAAAGCUUACACAAUGGAAGCUAACAGUGAAUGUUCAUUCGAUCUUUCAGAGAAAGACUGUUGGCAAACUGCUUCCCUAACAGUGCAAACAGUGCAAAUUUGCACAUUCUGUGAUUCAUUUGUCUAUGGGUUGCAAAACUGGAAAACCACACUUUAGGGUGAGUGUGGCUUAACUUUUGCAGUUGGAGAAUUUUUUGUUUUGUUAAGAAGCAACAUCUUCAAAGAUAGUUGAGAAAGUAACUAUUUAAAGGACUGUAGGUAUUGCCAGACAAAAAGUUAUGGGCAAUGCUGAAUUCCUUUCUCAGUUUUUGCAGUCUGAGGAAGUUAAGCUUACUGCUUCAGAGCUCUCUGCUCCUCUCAGAAUGAUUAACUAUAUAAUCUUGUUUCUUUGACUAGGAUGACAAUCCUAUGCGUAAGUGAUAACUUCAGUACUUUUUCAUCGUGGUCAUAAGACCAGUAUUCUUUUAGCUCAGCUUGAAUCUUAAAGGAUGCUGAAUUGACACUGUUAGAGUCUGAAGUUAUCUAACCUUGGAACGUGCUCUGUAGAGGCCAUAAGCGUGCCUGAUGCCAACGUACCCCAUUCCAGCAAUAAAGGGACCAUCUCCAAGGGGAGAGAAUAAAGGGAGUGCACCUUUCGGCAUCACUGCAGGGAUUGCCAGUAAAGGGAGUGGGUUUUGACACAGCUGUACAUUCAUUAGGAAGUGGAUUGGCACCAAGCGGCCAUUUCACAGUACGAACUUUGAAAAUAUAUAAACUGUUGAUGAGAUUUGUGGGCAAUGAGUGUUGUCUUAUUCUACAGAAGAAACAGACUAUGAAUAAGUGAUGCGCAACAUUUAAUACAGUAUUGCUUUCAUACAUGGUCUUCUAAUCUACGUAGUUGUAUUUCCUUAUAAUAAUGCAUUUUUUUAUUUAAAAAUUCCCUAGAAGCAUAAUCUUUCACCUGUUGCCAAGAUCUGCUCCCACCGAAGCCAGUAACAAAGAUGUCAUUAACCUCCACAGGAGAAAGUCUUCACUCUCACAUGGUUAUCAUAAAGUUUUAGCAAGCACUGGAGUCAGGGGUGUCUUUGCUUUACUCUGUAGCAUUCUGUGCUGGGAUCAGGUGGCUGUAUCUUAGAUUGCAGGUGUAAUGUUGGUAAAAUGGUCCUAGCAUUUGUUCAUUUACACAGUUAGUGAUAGUUUUGAUAUUCAGAUAAUCUGAAUUCUGCUUUUUUCUUCCCUCCCCCCCCUCCUGCCCCGCAUGGACAGGGUGGAAAAAGUAGUGUACUAUAAACUUGUGCUAGGAGAAGAAAUGUUUUUUUAAAAAAAAAAAAGUUAAAUGUGGCUUUUUGGAGUUCUUCUAGUAACAUUUUAUUUCUUUUCUGACAAUCCUCCAUUUCCCUGCUGUGCUGUUUGAAAGCCCAAGGUGGUGUAGCUGUAGAAAUCACUUUCAGCAUUAUCUGCAGGACUGCUACUACUUGUACCAAACUAAUUUCAAGUUGGGAGGUGCAGUGGAAGGCCAGCAGCUUUGGGAAUACGGUAAUAAAACCACUUGUGUGGAGAAAUAUUUUUGUGUAGAUAGCAGAAGUAAUGGACUUGCACAGCAGAGAAUAUUGCUGCUUCAGCCUUUUAAGCCUCCUCAGCAUAACAGGGCUUUGUUCCUUGUGAUCAGAUACCUUCCUGUUUAAUGAGAGUGGAGGUAUAUCGGACCUUUGUAAAAUCCAGAUAGGCUUUUGUUCACCCUUAUGGUUUUAGCUGCUAAGCAUAAGAUGAGAAAUGCAAAUUUGUCUUAAUGCAUAAAUCUCGUAUUUUUGGCAAUCCACAUCUAAAUCCAUGAAUAGCAACAUCACUUGUUAAUGCUAGUGUUUUGCCUUUGCAGCACUACAAGAUACUAGCUGCCUUUCUAGAUUUUCAGAUAAUUACUGUGAUCUAUAUAUCUGCCACUGUAACAUGGUGAAGAUAGAUAAACUCACAAUGUAAGACUGGGAAAAAGGUAGAAAGCACAGGCUUAACUAAACUUCUGUGGAGAUGCUAACAUAACACUAAUUGAGAAAGUACAAUCAUUUAAUUAAUGAUAAUGCAAAUUUGUCAUAUAGAAUGUAAUUUGUUAGUUUGAUAGUGUGCUGUCCCCUAGUGAGUCACUUUUGGAAUGCGAGCUUCCUAAAGUUCAGGCAGCUACAGGAGAAGGGGAAUCCUUUGAGGGAAAUACAUGUAUAGAUAAACAUACAGAUACUUGCCAAGGAGAGGAAAGAAUGAAAGCAGGAAGAGAAGAGUAAUGCAAGAGUAUGACCUGAGCCAGAUUGCUAAAACUGAAGCCUCACUGUUUACAAUUUUAGGACAAUUUGGAUCCCCUCAAUUAGCAUCAUACAGAAGAUAUGUACUUGUUUAGGUUUUGGGGAUCUUCUUUUCUUGAUCUUAUUUCCACAGUCCAGAAGAAAGUGAAAGGAAUAUACAGAUAGGGAGGAACGUUACUGCAGAAAGGCAUGAAAAAAGAAUAGCUAUUGCUUUAACUAAGUGCACUGUUGCACUGGGACUUGACCUGUCGAUGUGAACUGAUAGUGCUGUGUUGUGAGGAAAUUACCAUACAAGGCCCCAAUAUUUUAAGGCCUCAGUUCUGCUGUCAUUUCUGCAUGGGAUGAGCCCUAGUAUCUGUAGAGAGAACCAUGUGAAUUUCACAGGAUCUGUUCUUGAAUGUGAAGCUCUGCCCAGGCAGUCGGAUGCAGAAUUGUGUCCUUAACACAUGAUCAGUCGUAGUUAUAAGGCUGUUGAUAGUGUAAUUUGGGUGCCUGUUACAUAGCCAAAACCCUUGUUACUUCAUUUUCCCAACUAAGGCAUGAGCAAAAGCCCUUUGCUGUACAACAUCUGUAAAAAAAUUUACUUCACAUAUGUCUAGUAAAUUAAGGCAUGUGAUUUUGGUCUGUGGGUCUCAACAAACUUUGCUCGUGUACCUGCCUGAAUGUUUUCUUAGAUCUGCAGCUAUGUCUCAGUGAGAAGGUAUGGUGGGAUUUGUUUUCCUGAGGGUGCACAAUAGCAGCUCUCAUCUGUCAUUCUGUGGGUGACCGCUUGCUACUGGCCAGGAUCAUGGACGGAUGCAUCCUCUGCACUUUUAUGUGAAGUUGUCUGAAAUAUGGUGAUUAACAUGAUUAUUGGAAUACUGUAUUUUGUAUAACUUAGAACAUGUAAAUACACUUUUAAAACUAACCUGUUCUAUGAAGUAAUAAGUGCUUCCAUUGUAAUAUCUGAAUAUUGUUAAUGCUUCAUGUAGCUUGAUUUGGGAUUAUUUUUUUUUCUAGAACUACAGAAAUCAAAACAAAGAUUGAUGUUGUGUGGAAUUCUAGUUUAGUUGUGAUGCCUUCUAUCAGCAAAAAAUGUUUUAAAAAAUAACAAUGAGCUACUUAAGCAGAGAAACUGAGAAUUUGAAGGAAUUGAUUCUCUUCCAGUCUUUAACAGUAGUCACUGAUGACAUUCAUAAUUGUACUCUUCCCAUCCUAUUAGCUGGACAGUUGAUUUGUUGUUUUUGAGUAGCAUUUGGAAAGUGGCAAUAUUAAAUGAUUCGUAAAACUUAGUGAUGGAGGAAGAUUAAAGUUGUUUUUUUAACUAUUCUCUCUUUUGGCUCAAACAGAUCUGUCUCCACUCUUCAGCCAGACUGCAGCAAGUUGCAAUGAAACAGUGAGUGACUGUUAACUGAAGCUCAUUUGUAACCUAGAUAGUCUACAUCUUUAUUAAUUCUAUUAUGUACAUAGAUGACAUAGGUAUCCUGUUGUGGUGUGGAGAGAGAGAAAGUGAUUAAUGACUUGAGGUUUUGCUGAGUACGUGUUCACUGGAUGCUGCACAGCUGGAACUUUCAUCAGCUUUCGUGACCUUUUCUAUCUUGUGUUAAAAAAAAACCAAAGUGGAGUGAGAAUCAUGAGCAGUCUGCUAGGAAAUACGAACACUUGGGUUUUGAGGAGGAGUUGAGAUUGAUCCAUCAGCCUUCAUCUAAAGAGAUUAGCCUGUGAUGACACUUUGUCCAGCCAUAACGUAACUUCUUUAAUGCCGUACUGGAGCAGUCUCCUCUCUGGUAACAGCUGCAUCUGCAGUGUUCCAUAAAUGACAAAGCCACAACAUCUUUUGUAGUGGGCAGAGAUGGUGGCAUCUCUUUUUUUUUUUUUGUUUCUUCUCCCCCCUCCCCUCUCAGUGUCUCUAGGCUGUAAAAUAGCUAUGAAACAGCUAGGCAUAUGUGCCAGUUACUCAGAAAACUCUGUUCCUGUAAAGCUUUUUCAGAGACAUACAGUUUUUCACCAAAUAGUUGGAGGGAACUCCUGUCUGCUAUAUUUGGCCUGAAAUUCUGUUGCCUCUUGGAUAAAAGUAUUUUUUUGGCUUCAGAUGUGACACUGAUCUGUCCCAUUCAUUCAGUGGGAUGGAUGAUAAAUCUGCACAGUAUUUAUAUAAGAUAGAAAUCUGAUCUUAGUUUUACUGUGUGUUAAGUUGUUUAAUCUCUUGGAUGUCUACUCCUUGAGGUUGUCUAUAUAAUUCCUGUAAAUGUAGCUGCUUUUUGAAGCAGUCCAAUCAAGUGCAUUUGAGAUUAUCCUGACUGAAAGAUUCUAUAGAAAUGAAAGAGAUAAUAAAGAUUGUAAAGCGGCUGGGUAAAACUGUAUUGCCAUAAAUGGUUUUAAUUUAUAGAUUAAUCCUUUGUCCCAAACUGCUUAUUUUGUACAUAAACCUACACACUCCUGGCAGCUGAUGGGUGAAAAUAAAGGUGCUUAAACAGCAAUCUAAUGAGGAAAGGGCAUUUCACUGUUUCAGAGUUGGUAUUAUUUUGUAUUUCCAUUUAUUACACUUUUUAAAAUGUAUAAACCACAGAUUUGAAUUCUUGAAGUCUUCAGCUUGGAUUUUGUGAGUAGUUUAAAUCCUCUCACCUCUCUGCUCGUAACUGGUUUUUAAGAAAAAGAAAAGCUUUUGUUUAAAAUGUAAAAUUUUGACUGUAUUAAAUUCUGUUAGUACCCUUCCUUUUUAAGAAAUAAAAUGUAUAUU